CCCGGAAGUGUUUGUUAAAGUUCUGUUGUAAACAGAGAAAAUGGAUUCACAUCAGUUUUGUACAGUGACGGACACUAAAACUCAGUGUAAAUACUUAUGUUACACACGAAGAAAGUCUGAAGUUUUUAAUAUCUGUUUGACAGAUGCUGUUGAUGUCUGGAGCACAGAUUUCACAGAAGAAACACUGAAGGAGUUUACAGAGACGUUUGCCUUGAAAUCUACAGAGGAUUACAUCCUAAAACUCAAAAGUGCUGGUAGCGUUUAUGUUGUAGUGGGUGAAUCCACAUUAGAUCUCCAUGUGGGUCCGAGUCCAGGCGGUCUCGGUGUGACCCUGUCCAGACUGGACGGUCCUCGGGCCGCAGAGGAGCUGAAGGAGCUGCUGUUCACGAUGGCCAACAGACUCGCCCACUCAGACGGUUUGUAUCCGGCCGUCAGUCCAAUGAAGAAUCACCACAGACGCACAGAGUUUGAGCCGCGGCAGCAGAAUUCAGCUCCAUUGGUGACGGUAAAGAAACGACUUCCAGGGGCGUCACUCAUCAACCCGGGAGCUAAAAAGUAAAAAAAACGUGAAGCGACCGGUGUGGCCUUCGAUGACGCAGACGAAGACUGACGAUAAACACUGUUUUAAUCCAUGGACAUGUGAUGAAGAUGAUGAUGAAGAUGAAGAAGAGUGUUUUUAAGUCGAAAGCUUUUAUUUUAUUUUUUUUUUUUUUUUUUCAUUAUGACCCAGGGUGAAAAUGAAAUGAAACUUGAAUAAUGAUUUUAAUUAUCUGAAUAUCUGACGAUGGGAUAAAUGUUUUACUCCCAGAUCACUACACUGGAGCUUUUAUUCUUUUUACUUGAAUAUUAAUUGAAUAAAGGAUGAGUUUCAACCAA
Molecule: messenger RNA, 876 nt
Organism: Sphaeramia orbicularis (orbiculate cardinalfish)
Lineage: Eukaryota; Metazoa; Chordata; Actinopteri; Kurtiformes; Apogonidae
Gene: paxx
Product: PAXX non-homologous end joining factor
Exons: 7
Coding region: 41-559 (172 amino acids)
Biological process (GO): double-strand break repair via nonhomologous end joining
Cellular component (GO): nonhomologous end joining complex; nucleus; site of double-strand break
Molecular function (GO): molecular adaptor activity
Source: RefSeq, a predicted model, not a curated record